AUGUCCUGCCAACAAAAACAGCAGAAGUGUCAGCUCCCCGCCAAGUGCCCACCCAAGUGCCCUCCUCAGGCCCCUCAGGCCCCUGCUCCCUGCCCAGCACCCAGCCCAGCUCCCUGCCCCCCUCCUCCUCCCUCCUGCUGCAUCCCCAGGUGCUGUAUUUCUGGCUUUGGAGACUGCUGCUCUCUGCUGUCUCACCGGUUUCCAGGAGUCUGCCUGGGCCAGCCCCAGCCUUCCACCUGCUGUGAGAGGGAAUCUUCUGGAUGUUGCCAUUGCUGCCAUGGCCUUGGAGGCUGCAGCUGA
Phyllostomus hastatus (greater spear-nosed bat) is the source of this 300-nucleotide messenger RNA. It is a transcript of the gene LCE7A, whose product is annotated as late cornified envelope protein 2D. Bases 1 to 300 code for a protein of 99 amino acids. Lineage: Eukaryota; Metazoa; Chordata; Mammalia; Chiroptera; Phyllostomidae. The record is from RefSeq and is a predicted model, not a curated record. The transcript has a single exon.